This is a messenger RNA of Manihot esculenta (cassava), 698 nucleotides long. Its product is annotated as 60S ribosomal protein L30. The coding region runs from base 139 to 477 and encodes 112 amino acids. The record is from RefSeq and is a predicted model, not a curated record. Gene Ontology annotation, molecular function: structural constituent of ribosome; RNA binding. The transcript is spliced from 5 exons. NCBI's taxonomy places the organism in Eukaryota, Viridiplantae, Streptophyta, Magnoliopsida, Malpighiales, Euphorbiaceae. Gene Ontology annotation, cellular component: cytosolic large ribosomal subunit.
CACAAGCACGCGUAAACCCUAGAUAGGUGGCUGACCUCUAUAAAUUCGUUACUCUAGUUUAAACUAGGGUUUCUUUCCUGUGUUGAGCGAACUUUAAUAUUCAGUGGAUUCCCUCCUUGAAAGCACCCAACAGCAACCAUGGUGGCCGCCAAGAAGACCAAGAAGACUCAUGAGAGUAUCAACAACAGGCUGGCUUUGGUUAUGAAGAGUGGAAAAUACACUUUGGGUUACAAGACUGUACUCAAAUCUCUCAGAAACUCUAAAGGGAAGCUGAUCAUCAUUGCCAACAACUGUCCUCCCCUUAGGAAGUCUGAGAUAGAGUACUAUGCAAUGUUGGCUAAAGUUGGAGUCCACCAUUACAAUGGCAACAAUGUAGACUUGGGGACUGCCUGUGGCAAAUAUUUCAGGGUGUGCUGCCUGAGCAUCAUUGAUCCAGGUGAUUCUGAUAUCAUUAAAAGCAUGCCCGGUGACCACUGAUAAGACCAUGAGGAAUAGCAAUUGUCCCUAGGUUUUGGUCAUGUUUGUCUUGCUGGGAUUGUGGGUUUUCGAUUGCAAACGAUCAUAUUAUUAAACAAACCAUUGUGGAACUUGUUGAGCUCCUAUUUAUAGUCAUUUCAGUAAAUGUUUAAUUAGUUGAAAUGAUGACCUAAAAUGAAUUUCGUGGUUACAAAAAUGCUGAGGACCUUCAUUUUUGUUUA